UAGUCUCUCUAAUAGUCUAAUCUGUGCAUUCGACAACAAGACUUGACUGGACGCUCACUUUGUCUACAACAUAGUGUUAUUGUUGUUUGUUAUUUAUUUAUUUUUUAAAAAUGUUUGAUACAUCUGAAAAUAAUAUAAUAAUUCGAGAUGCAAGAAAGGAGGAUAUGCGAGCAGUGGCUAAAAUGAUACAGGAACAUGCAAAUCUUCAAUUAAUGCAGAAUGAACCCAAACUGACUGUAAAAGAGCUAGAAUAUGAUGGGUUUGAAAGACAACCACCUGCAUUCAGAUGUAAGAUCGCUGAGGACCAAGCAGACAGUGUGAACUCGCAAGUUGGAUAUGCAUUAUACUUCCCAACCUAUUCCGCUUGGUACGGUGCCUCCAUGAUGCUGCAGGACCUGUAUGCACAACCUGAAGUGCAGCGGUACGAUGUGCGUGAAAGGCUCUUUGACGCUGUAGCUAAGGAAGCAGUUACGAGCGGUAGUUCCUGUCUAGACUUCCAUUUACUAGCGUGGGAUCGUUCUAAUAUAAUCUAUCAGGGGAAAGGUGCUCAAAACAUAACCAAAUCGGAGCAGUGGUGUUUCUAUCGUCUCAGCGGGCAGGAGCUGCGAAAAGCCGCGCAGUCCGUCACCGAAAAUCCAUAACAAACACAAUGCGUGCUCGAAAUAUGUAUUUUACAUAGUAAUGGUACAAUUUAUUAUAUUUCCGUAAUAAUACAGAUUAUUAUGUUUACAUAUGUUUCCGUUACUAUAGCCUAUAUAACUACUAUUGUAAACUAAUAUGUAAAAUUGUAAACUAAUAAACUAAUAUGUACAAAUUAA
This is a messenger RNA of Galleria mellonella (greater wax moth), 818 nucleotides long. Its product is annotated as thialysine N-epsilon-acetyltransferase-like. The record is from RefSeq and is a predicted model, not a curated record. Lineage: Eukaryota; Metazoa; Arthropoda; Insecta; Lepidoptera; Pyralidae. Bases 111 to 641 code for a protein of 176 amino acids. Gene Ontology annotation, molecular function: N-acetyltransferase activity. The transcript is spliced from 4 exons.